Helianthus annuus (common sunflower) is the source of this 984-nucleotide messenger RNA. RefSeq names its product bromodomain-containing protein 4-like. NCBI's taxonomy places the organism in Eukaryota, Viridiplantae, Streptophyta, Magnoliopsida, Asterales, Asteraceae. Bases 1 to 984 code for a protein of 327 amino acids. The transcript has 2 exons. The record is from RefSeq and is a predicted model, not a curated record.
AUGGAUCCACCGCCACCACCACCCACUACGGGUGAGCUUAUACCACCUUUCAUACCAUCAUCAACUCAACCUUCACCAAAUACCACCAUGCCUAACACCACUACCGACCCUACUCCACCUCAUGAUGUUACACCAACCAACACUACACAACCUAUUACCACCCAAGAGGAACCGACACUUACGUUUAACCCUUCUACCACAAUUCCACCAUUUUCCCAUUUUUCCCCAGGUGCGGGUCAAUCAUCUUCAACCUAUUCAAUACCACCAAAUUCAACCAUUGUUCAUGCUACUUCAUCAUUUAGACCAUCGAACCAGUCGGGUUUUCAAUAUUCAUCUUUUCCAUUUGGGCAAUCUUCGGGUAUAGGAGGAGAUGGAUAUGACGAAGGGUAUGAGGAUUUUGAGGGUUAUGAGGAAGAAGGAUAUACAUAUGGGGGUGAUGGAGAUCAAGGGGAGUUUACUUAUGUACAAAGUCAAACUCAAGGAAUACCAAGUGUUGGUGGGAUUCAACAACAACAAAUUAUACCACAACAUAUUCGGCCAAGGCCACAAGGGCCACAAGUGCAACGUCCUAUACCAUUGCAACAAGUUCGUCCACAAAAUGUACAACAUCAAUUUCAAAGGCCAAUUCAACACCCACCGAUGCCACAACAUCAAUUUCAACCACAUAUACCCCAAGGGCCUAUGCAAAGACCAAUGGGUCCUAUUCGUCCAAGGGGUCGGUUGGGUGUACCAAGAAGACAUCAUAGAGAACAUGCGAGAGGCAUUGAAGCGCAUUUUAGGCCGGUAAUCACUCACAAUCCUUCACCGGUAGUUAUUCCUCACAAUAAUCAAGGGAGGACAUUUGAGACGAAUGAUGCUAGGAAAGGGUUGAGAAGUUUUCAACAACAACAAGGUGAAAUGUUCCAUGAGGCUUUUGAACGUUUUAACAUGAUGAUAAAGAAUUGUCCUCAUCAUGGGAUUGAGCUUUGGGCCAUGAGGGGUUAA